UCUCCGCCGCAGCUUGCCAAGCCACUCGGUGCCUACUGCGACAAGACUAGUCACUGCUGCGCUUGCGUUUGCGACCGACUAGGCAAGCAAGGCAGGCAAGGCAGACUCGGCAUCGGCAUUGACAUUGACAAGCAAGCACCACAGUCCACAUUGCACUUGCUCAGUCUUCCUCUCCGUGUCUAUCUGCAGCAGCAAUCCUCCACCCGCUCAUCGGCCACUAGUUGCCGCCCACUCGCACACGCUCCUUGAUUCGGCAGCACUUUAACACGCACGCGCCAACGCCUCGCCGCCUUGCCUACCUACAGCCGCGGCAUACAAACGAAACGUCGUCGUUCCCAAAUCGAUCCAGCGCACUAUCGUCCCACCCCACCGCCGAUCGAUCGCGCCAGCCCAGCCCCGACCUGGUAACAUCCCGCCAGCCGUUGUUCGGGUCGUACGAGCCAACGCCAACGGCCAUCGACCAUCGACGUCGUCCACGACGGCCACCACCACCCAAUACCACGCGCAGCACGCAUCCUCUUGCUCGUCUGUGCAUGUCGCCACGCCCUCGAGCCUUUGCACAACAACAAGCCAAACACCGUUCUCGAUUCGCAUAGCGCUAGCCGCCUGCACUACCCACUACACUCUGCACAGCCUACGCGCGUCGUCUCCGCCCGCCAGCCGCCGGUCGUGCCCGGGUCCGUGAUCGCCUCGAUUUCGUUCUUGAUAUAGACGGACGGUGAUUUGCACCGCUCUCGUCUCUAGGGCACUCGUCGCUGCUACUGCUACUGCAUCGCCGGUUGGCCUCCUCUUCGGCGCGCCGCACGACGACCUACAUACCUCGGGGCCGAGCCCUAUCACCGCACCCCGGUCGCCGCUGCCGCCGCCUGUACGUCAUACAAUCCGACGCACCGCUGUCGUACGCGACCUUGUCCGCCGCCCUCUGCGUGACGCUGCAAAAACCCUUUCGCCUCUGUGCACCUACACACACACCUACACGUACACGCACCCCACCUGCUGCCGUGUUGUUGGUUGUAACCUGCACACCUUGACAUUGCGCACGGUGCUUGCGACGAGAUCGAGUUUUGGCUCUUCGCAGCAACCACGCUUCAACGGCCGCCGGUCCGCCCCUCGCCGCCCCCACCCGUCUGCGUGCCCGGAUUGACGCCACGACACGCCGCCACGCGCCUUUGCGAGCACUGUUGUCGAUCCGCUCGCUCCCGGUCGCGCGCGCGCGAGCACUCUCUCCUUGUCUCGUUUGAUCCGGCAGCUCCUGCUUCCCCCCUUUUGCCUCGGGCCACGACGCAACGCCGGCAUCGUCCCACACUUGCACGAUGCCAGGCCUAUUCUCAAGCGUCCCAAUCUUGUCAAGCCUCCCAAACCCUCUCAACUUUUUCUCCACCGAUGACAACAACCCCCCGUCACCAAGACAGCAACAAUCUGCAAUGAGCUCGCCGACUGCAGAAGCUGGACCAGGUCCAAACUCGCGCUCCAACCCCAUCCUUCUCCGCACAACCGUCGACCUCUCGGCACCCGCUGUCACGAGUCCCCUCGCUGGCAGCCCGCUACCAGCACCCGUCUUGCGGACCGAAGCUCCUUCGAGCGGCUCGUCCAACGCGUCAUCGUUGCGGGGCCGACCAAGUCCUGGACGCAAGGGCAGCUCGGCCAUCAUCAUCACCGACCCCGAAGGCGCUGAUUCAGAUACACCUCGGGCUGUCUCAAAGGCUGGCGGAAGGCGCAGAGGCCUGAGCUCGGCCAGUCGAGUGUCGGGCGCGCCGAGUGCUGGAUCCGGCGUCGACCGCGAGCGUGAAACGCGUGGCAGGAGGAGAAAGUUUGAGACAUUCGUCCUCGUCAAGCCUCCACCAACGUCGGCAAAGAACCCCCUCAACCUCCAGGUCCAGCUCGUUGUGCCAGCCAAGCCAUCACGGCCACGGGGCGGCUCCGAGGCGGUGCGGUCAGUGACGCCAGCGCCGGGCGACCUUCCACCAUCAGCUGUCCGUGCGUCGAUAGACAUCGACCCGGUGGGCAUGGUCCCGUCAACAAGCAUGACUGGAUCUGAUGCCUCGGACUCUCCAUUGCCAACUGUCGGGGAGAGCUCAGGCCUCAAGCGCUCGGGUUCGAUCAAGUCAAACCACUCGACCAAUUCGUCUGCGACAAGUCAGAGCUCGGCGGCCGUCGUGUUGCCGGGAUCCUCCAACAAGCGCAUCAUCCCCCUCUACAACCUCGCCGUGCACAAUGUCAUGCAGCCGACAACGGUCACGGACGCGGGCACCGACUCCAAGGUGGCCAAGUUUGGCAAGCGCACACUCGACAUUGCCGGUGUUGGCAUUCUCGAGCCUUCAGAGGUGUGGUACCCGCUAGUGGGCCACGUCGGCGGCUCACCACGGCCGUCCUUUGAGGCUUCGAGCACCAACAGCGGGCGCCUCCCGCGUCCCGCCUCCAUGAUCUCCAACAUGUCCAUGCUCACGCCCGCGGGCAGCCGCCUCGACGUGGACGUCAAGGACGUGCGCCGGUCAAGCACCGAUGUGCGGCCAACCGUCGCGGCUCGUGAGGAAGCAGGCGGCGAGGCAAAGAAGUUCUUUGGCAAGCUGUUCAAGAAGAAGUCCACUGCGGACCAGCUCGCCGUCGUCAAUGAGAAGCAGAACCGCCGGGCAUCCAAGGUGUUCUCCAACACCAUCUCGUCGUCCAAGUCGUCACCCUUUCUGUCUGUCGAUGCCGCGCCGCUUCCGCGCGAUACGUCGGCGCCGAGUUCGCCUCAGGUGCCCACUGUCCACUUCAAUGGUGAAAGCUCCCAGCUUGCCUCUGCGACGUUUGGCCUCGCCCCAUGUGUUGUCACCAGGCAAAAGGUGGAGACGUAUCUCGACCGCUCUGGCGCUAUCAUUGGGCUAGUGUCCGACGUUCCGGCUAUCGACAAUGACGACGUCGUCUCGCUCUUCCGCUCGGCGCGCCCCGUGGGUUACACCUGGACGGUUCGCAAGUGGGCCAAGAAGAACACGGAGGGGUGGGCGGCACACAUUGUCGCCGCUGCGGCCGCAGGCCUGGACCUGAACGCUGGUGCACUCCCCGGCGAUGGCGCCGACGAAGUCGUGUUCGAGUGGGUCAAGCUGCGACUGAGCCCCUUGACCGAGUCGGCUGCGGCGGCGUUGAAGCUUCACCCGGCUGCGGAAGGGAUCUCGGCCAGCAGUGCCCGGCGGCCUCUCCGCCCCCGACCCCGCAGGCUAUCAACCCUGCCUGCGCCCAUGCCACCUGGAGCGCGUCUCGACAGCCCCAGCGGCUCACCGCGUGGUUCCAAGACGUCUCUGAUCCUGCCAGCUGGCCGCGCGCGCAGUAGCACCGUUGGGCAGUCGCAGACGCCCAGCACGCUCGGCAUUGACCCCUCGGCUAUUCACGCCCGCCCCGCAGAUGUCCACCGCGGCUCGCCAUCGCCAAGCAGAUCACGUACGCCGCGCCCCGGCAGCACGAUAAACUCUGCGCUGCCAUCUGAGAACGGUGACGCGCUAUCGUCUGGCUCUGGCUCCAACGACUUUGACGACGGGUACGAGUCCGACCCCGAGGACAGCGAGACGCCGUGGGCGUGCUCGGUCUGGGUCAAGCGUACGGGCCAGCGCCAGCUGCUCGCGACGCUGACGCCGGCGCCUCACCACCCCAAGGUGAUUGGUGUGCUCAAGAUCCCAAGCGGGCUCAAGGCGAUCUCGCUCGCGGCGCUCGGCCCGUCGGUCAACAAUGACAUUGCGUCGCGCAUCCGCGAGGAGGUUGCCCUGACAGAGGAGAACCUCAAGGACGUUGUCAACGUCACGGCCAUGUGGCUGGUCGCGAGGGAGGAGUUUGGAGGGCUGGGAGCGACGAGCAAGAAGAAGAAGGAGGGGGCGAAGCCGAAGGCGUAGGCGGCGACGCAAAGCUGGGCGUAGCCCAGCGGAGCGGAGCGAGCUCGCCUGCCGGCACCAUCCACUGUCCACUGUCCACUGUCACCGCACACCGCACACAAGUCACUUUCACACGCACAUUAGACCUGUAUCAUAACCUUCAUGUUCCGAUCCACACAGUGGUAGCCUUGGGCUUUUAUGGCAGACUAUUGCAU
Messenger RNA from Vanrija pseudolonga, 4057 nucleotides. RefSeq lists its product as uncharacterized. The coding region runs from base 1314 to 3863 and encodes 849 amino acids. Gene Ontology annotation, cellular component: mitotic spindle; U4/U6 x U5 tri-snRNP complex; nucleolus. Lineage: Eukaryota; Fungi; Basidiomycota; Tremellomycetes; Trichosporonales; Trichosporonaceae. The record is from RefSeq and is a predicted model, not a curated record. Gene Ontology annotation, biological process: ribosomal large subunit assembly; mitotic cell cycle; mRNA splicing, via spliceosome. Gene Ontology annotation, molecular function: U4 snRNA binding; protein binding; U6 snRNA binding. The transcript has 3 exons.